This is a messenger RNA of Stylonychia lemnae, 675 nucleotides long. The record is from the annotation of a GenBank genome assembly. NCBI's taxonomy places the organism in Eukaryota, Ciliophora, Spirotrichea, Sporadotrichida, Oxytrichidae.
AUGUCACUUGUUCUCGAUGACUUUAAGAAUACUAAGCGUCAGCAUAAAUAAUACAUCAAUGAUAUUUCUGAUAUAUUUGAUGAUGUUCUGGAUUAAACUGAUGUUGGAAGGAAAGAAAAGAUCGUAACAGGAUUGAAAAGCAAAAUGGGGUAAGCAGAAAAAAGUUUAACAGAGAUGGAAUAAUUCUGGGCAAUGCUUGACCCUCAUGAAAAAGCCUAAUAUAGAAAUAAAAUGACAAAAUUUAGAGCUGAUUAUGAGAACAUGAGGAAAAAAUACUUCAAAAUUAAUGAUUCAGUCUAGGGUGAAUAGAACAGGUUGAAGCUUGAACAAAAGUCUACUAUGAAGGAUGAAUAAGAACGUGAUAUGCGUAAGAAACUAUUGGACGGGACAGAAAAUCUUUAUGGCUAAAGUAAGCAGCUUGAGAAUACUAAAAAGAUGGGACUGGAGACAAAUGAAUACAUAAGGCUUGCAAACAGAGAUCUUAGAGAUUAAAGAGAUAUUCUGAUUAGCGUUGGUGACAAGAAUGCCUAAAUUAGAGUUGAUUUGGAAAGAGGUAAUAAGAUCAUAACAGAAAUGAGCAUGCGAGAGUAUCUCUAUAGAGUUGCAAUUCAUUUCACUGCAUUUUUACUGCUCAUGGCAAUCUUGAUUUGUAUCCUUCACAAUUUAGUUAAGUGA